GUGUUUAUUUUGACGCCUAACCAAUUUUGUGUUGACACACUGCCCGUAUUGUGUUGUCCAUCGCAUAAAUAGUUUGUUUACCUUUUACAACUCAUCACAAAAUUAUUCUCCCUUUUGUGGUAGAAACAAAAAUGUGCAAACUGACUAUGUUAGUGUUAAAUAUAUUGUUAACAAUUUUGGGAGUGUUAAUUGUGAAUAGUAAUUGUUUUGCUAUAGCACCGUCAACUUUAAGUGGAGCUGUUGCAAGAGCCGGAAAGAUCUCAAACACUUUAAAAGAAACAACAGCAUGGAAAACUUUGACAUCCCAUCCAAACUCAUUGGUUCAGUCUUUACCAGCAAGAGCAAUGGAUGUUGUUCAUGAGGUUGUUCGUUCCUUAAGAAAGGAAUCACAAAUAAUUGUCACAACGGGUCAAGGCAAACUACGUGGCAGAUUUCAACGCUACAGAUCCGGUGAAAAUGGUGGAUAUUACAGUUUUAAGGGCAUUCGAUAUGGAAUGCCUCCAACUGGAAAUGCACGCUUCCGAGCACCGAUACCGGAGAGACCAUGGUAUGGUGUGCGAGACGCUUUGCGUGAGGGAAAUAGUUGCCCCCACAAAAACAUGAUUUUGGACACAUUCAAGGGAAACGAAGAUUGCUUAUUUUUAAAUGUAUUUACAACCAAAUUGCCUAAAGGAGACAACAAUCCAAAACUUCCAGUGAUGGUUUGGUUUCAUGGUGGCGGAUUUUCUUUCGGAUCAGGAAACACAUUCCUUUAUGGUCCUGAUUUUUUGGUUGCUGAAGAUGUUGUUUUGGUAACUCUUAACUAUCGUUUAGGACCAUUAGGGUUCUUAUCUGCUGGCCCUGAGGCACCUGGAAACUCAGGUUUAAAGGAUCAAGUUCUAGCUUUAAAAUGGGUUCGUGACAACAUCGAAGCUUUCGGUGGAGAUCCUAAUUCGGUUACAAUAUUUGGCGAAUCAGCUGGAGCAGCUUCAGUACAAUUUCUUUUACUAUCACCACUUGCCGAUGGACUUUUCCAUCGAGCUAUCUCAGAAAGUGGAUCAGCUCUGAAUCCUUGGUCAAUGGCUUACAAUACCUCCGAACGGGCUGUUCGAUUGGCUCAAGCUACUGGUUAUACCGGAAGUGAUAAUAUGUCUGAUAUCAUUACCCAUCUUCGAAAAGUUCCAUCUAGAAAACUUGUCGAAGCGGCUCCACUUACACUCAACGACAAUGAUUUCCGUAAUAAUAUUGGCCUGCCAUUUGUACCGAGUGUUGAAGGUUUUUGGAAUAAUCCUCCUUAUGAUGGCAACGUAACGUUUUUGGAAGAACCUUUCUUUGUGGAAGAUCCAGAUGUUUUGUACCAAAAAGGUCGAUUUAAUAAUGUUCCCUACAUGCUUGGAUAUAAUACCCAUGAAGCAAUGCUUUUUAUACGAAGAUUGCGAAAGAAUCCUCAUCUCUUGGAAAUCAUUGAUCGUGAUUUUGUCAGACUUGUACCAAAAACUCUGAAUGUGUCUAGUUUUUCCCAAGAAGCUCAUCAAGUUUCUAAUGAAAUAAGAGAAUUCUAUAUAGGAUCGUUAUCUGUUGGUGCAGAGUCCAUUGAUCAAAUGAUAUACCUCUUAACUGAUUUGAUGUUUUUGCAAGGAAUAACAAAGUCGGCGAGAAGUCAUGCAGUUCAUGGUACAGCUCCAGUAUAUUUUUAUAGAUUUGCUUUCGAUGGUGCAUUGGGCUUGUAUAAAAGGAUGUUGGGCUUAACUCGGCCAGGAGUUUGUCAUGGCGAUGAAAUUGGUUAUUUGUUUAAAUUUGGAUUUUUCAAUUUGAGUCUUGAUCCAAAGGCACCAGAAGUGAUAACAAAGAAUAGAAUGGUUAAAAUGUGGACGAACUUUGCUAAAUAUGGUAAUCCAACUCCUGCGAAUACCAACGACACUCUACUUUCAACCUGGGAACCUAUUGACAAAGAAAACGCCUUAGAUGAUCUCAAAUACUUAGAUAUCACAUCAUCACUUCAUAUGCGAUCGAAUCCUGAAACGGAACGUCUUUCAUUCUGGGACAAAAUGUACACGCACUAUAAUGGACGUGUUAUGUAAUUUUUAUUUAUACAAGUACAAGGAAAGAAAAAAAACUUAAUUUAAUUUAUCAUUGCUAUUGCAUUGAAAUCUCAUCCUACAUCACCUCUGCUGUUAGUAAAAUAAUAUUAACACUUAAAAAAAAGAAUAACAGCA
This is a messenger RNA of Episyrphus balteatus (marmalade hoverfly), 2195 nucleotides long. Its product is annotated as juvenile hormone esterase. The coding region runs from base 132 to 2060 and encodes 642 amino acids. The record is from RefSeq and is a predicted model, not a curated record. NCBI's taxonomy places the organism in Eukaryota, Metazoa, Arthropoda, Insecta, Diptera, Syrphidae. The transcript has 9 exons. Gene Ontology annotation, molecular function: hydrolase activity.